ACGUCUUAGUUGGGGGCUAUUAUUAGAAAGUUACGUCACUGCGCUGUGGAGGGCGCUUCUCCCUCCGUUCCGAUCACAACCACCGACGGUAACGGAGAAUAACUCCCUCCUUCUCCUCCCACAUGGACCGGAACCAAGCAGCACCACGUGACCCGGGGCCCCCGGACUGACUGAGCUUCUCACACCGCAUCAUGGCUGCGGAGGAUGCGGCCGCGCGGUCCAGAAGCGGAGCGCUGCUCCCCCGCGGGGCUCCGCUGUCUGCGUCCCGGCUGCUGCUGCUCUCCCUGGCCGCCGCCUCCCUGCUCCCCGCCCCAGCGCUCGGCUUGCUCGGCUUUCGGCCGGAGGAGACCGGGGCGGAGCUGUCCGUGGAGGACGGGGUGCUGAAAGCCACCGAGGGGACGCGCUUCAUGCUGCGGGUUUAUUACUCCACCUCACCGCAGAGGCUCAACCGCACCUCGACGGCGCGCGCCAACAACGCUGCGCCCUGGAUCGCCUUCAUCGAGGAACCAACUCCCGGGAGAGAAGGACAAGUUCACCCGAAGAGGAACAUGUGCAUGGACAAGACCGCGAGGACCUCCGACAUCGAGGUUCUGGGCUCUUUCAAGUCCGCAUCCAGCCAGAACUCGGUGCUGGUGGAGCUGCUGGCAAAGGACCUGCGGCGAGGAGAGAAGAUCAAACACUACUCUAUGUGCGCCUUCGACGGAUCCAAAUGGGAACACUACCGGACGCGGGAUUUCUGGGUUGCCGUGGUGGAGCGUUCAGCGGUACCCGAGUUGUGGCUGCAGGUUCUGGUCUCAGUCCUGCUACUCGGGCUCUCAGCGUUAUUCAGCGGGCUGAACCUGAGUCUCUUGGCGCUGGACCCGGUGGAGCUGCAGGUGCUGCAGAACAGCGGCACCGACAAGGAGCAAAAUUACGCGCGGAAAAUCGAGUCCGUGCGUCGGCACGGGAACUACGUCCUGUGCACUUUAUUACUGGGCACCGCGAUCAUCAACGCAUCGCUCGCUGUGUGGAUGUGUCAGAUCCUGGGCAUGACCUGGGUUUCCACGGUCAUCUGCGCCUUUGGCAUCUUCUUCAUUGGGGAGAUCCUGCCGCACUCGGUGGCGUCGCGGCACGGCCUCGCCAUCGCCUCCAAAACGAUCUGGGUGACGCGUUUGCUCAUGGUGCUCUCCUUCCCCAUCUCCUACCCCAUCAGCAAACUGCUGGACCUCAUCCUGAACCAGGAAAUCUCCAACUUUUACACCAGGGAGAAACUCCUGGAGAUGCUGCGCGUCACGGACCCGUACCACGACCUGGUCAAAGAGGAGCUCAACAUCAUCCAGGGAGCGUUGGAGCUGCGCACCAAAACCGUGGAGGACGUCCUGACGCCGCUGACCGACUGCUUCAUGCUGACCUCGGACGCGGUGCUGGACUUCAACACCAUGUCGGAGAUCAUGCAGAGCGGCUACACGCGCAUCCCUGUGUUUGAGAACGAGCGGUCCAACAUAGUGGACAUCCUGUUUGUCAAGGACCUGGCGUUUGUGGACCCGGAUGACUGCACCUCGCUGAAGACCAUCACACAGUUCUACAAACACCCACUGCAUUGCGUCUUCAACGACACCAAACUAGACGCCAUGCUGGAGGAGUUCAAGAAAGGAAAGUCUCACCUCGCCAUCGUGCAGCGGGUGAACAACGAGGGUGAAGGUGAUCCUUUCUACGAGGUGACGGGCAUCGUCACCCUGGAAGACGUCAUUGAGGAAAUCAUUAAGUCAGAGAUCCUGGAUGAGACUGACCUCUACACUGACAAUCGCACGAAGCGGCGUGUUUCUCACCACGAGCGGAAGCAGCAGGACUUCUCCAUCUUCAAACUGUCAGAGAAUGAGAUGAAAGUGAAGAUUUCUCCUCAACUUCUCCUGGCGACUCACCGGUUCCUGUCCACAGAGGUGGAACCCUUCAAACCUGCUCACAUUUCAGAGAAGAUCUUGUUGAGGCUGAUCAAACACCCCAGCGUGGUCCAGGAGCUCAAGUUUGAUGAGAGGAACAAGCGAGCGCAGCAGCACUUCCUGUUCCAACGCAACAAACCUGUGGAGCACUUCAUCCUGGUGUUGCAGGGUCGAGUGGAAGUGGAGUUCGGUAAAGAAGCGCUCAAGUUCGAGAACGGAGCAUUCUCUUACUUUGGGGUUCCUGCCAUCAUGCCAGCAGUCCACAGAUCCCCCUCUCGCAGCAGUGGUUUGGACCGCUCUGAGUCCAUGCUGUAUGGAGGGAGCAUGGGGCAGCUGAACGGAGGCGGGAACGUCUACCUGCCAGAUUACUCGGUCAGACAACUCACACACCUUCAGGUCAUCAAGAUCACUCGGAGUCACUACCAGAACGCUGUGACAGCCACCAGGAUGGACAGCUCUCCUCAAACACCUGAUGCCGACGCUCGUCCAUCUGAGGGCAACACCCCAAACCCAGAGCCUCCGAUAAUGGAGCACGGAGCCACACUGAUGCCCCCACCACACACCACCACCAUGCUAAUGCCUCCACCCAGGGAGCCCAGUCGGCCCAGCUCGGCCAGAACCCAAGGACCGCAGUCCACCGUCCAGCACAGCACGUCCCUGCUGAACGAGAAGAACCGCAUUGUCCGGAGUAAAUCGGACGGCCAGAAAAGUCCCAGUGACUCAGUGUUUCUCAGGAUGGACGAGAUCCCGUACAUCAGAGAGGACAGAGCUGAGACUGACGCACACACCGACAUGGCCUCGGUUCCCAUAGAAACGGACACAUCUCCUUUCAUCAGCAGUCUGUCGCUGAGCGGCUCAGAGGAAACACUGGGCAAGAAACUCCUGCUUAAACUCAGCCACAGGAAGAGGAAAAAGUCCCGCGAAGGGGACAAAACACCAGAGGACAUUUCAGAGCAGCCGCUGGUACAGACCUAGCAGAGUGUUUGCAUGAAACAGACUCCAAGUCUCCAUCGUGUGAUGGUUCUUUAUGCUGUUUGUAAAGACAAUGUGAACGAGGAACUACAGCUCUCAGAGUUUUAUCUGAGAGAUACUCACUCUGCACACAGGAGGAGGUGCACCCUGGGCAAGAUGCAUCAAAAUGUCAUCGUCACAUGUUCUUGUUGAUGCUUGUACAUAAACGAUUGACAGCAAGUUUUUUCAGAGUUUUAAAGUUUGUACUUGUACAGGCUGUUCUGUAACCAAAGUGAUAGCUGCACCUGGAUCAUGUUAUUAGUGGUUUUUGGAAGCCUCCCCUUUUCUUCUUCUUUUGGCUUCUCCCUUUGGGGGGCGUCACAGUGGAUCAUCUGCCUCUAUCUUGUCCUCUCCCUUAUGUCCCCCACUUGUCCCCUACUCUAACUACACAUUACAAUCUCAUAGUCCACUGAGUCUCCUGUCUGACCUCCAUUGUUCCUUCCUUUCAUCCAUCCAUCCACUUUCUUCACCAAACCCCCAGAUACUUGAACUCCUCCAUUUGGGGCAGGAUCUCAGUCCCGACCUCUCCGGGUCUCAGACCUUUUCCGCAUUAGGACCAUGGUCUCAGAGUUGGAGAUCACGGCCCGAUGAAGCAAACAGAACCACAUCAUUUGCAAAAAGCAGAGACAGGAUCCUAAGUCCACCAAACAGAACCUCCUAGAAAGUCAGAAUCAAUGAAAAUAACUCCAGGCAGAUCUCAUCUAACCCCGGGGACCUGCCACCGAGGAGCUUUUUAACCACCUCUGCACUUUCAUGGAAAGAUUUCGAAUCACAAUCAGAGUGUAUAACAGUGAUAUACAGUAUAUGUCAGCCACUGAUUGAGUGAGAGGAAGCAGGAGUGAGAUGGAAAAGCAGCAGAAUUCCAAACAGGAGAAAGAAGAUGAAUGAAGAUGUUCUUUGUUUCUUUAUGUUUCUGCCUUUUUUCGUUUUAAAGCAUCUUUUCUUCACACAGCGCAAAGAUGAGAGAGUUUAAGAAGGAUGUGUCGUUGAUUAUCCUCUGCACUUUAUAUUUUCUUUGCUGUUGGCAAUUAAAUACAAAUGUAAAGAUUUAAAGAAGAUACCUUUAUAAGACUUAAAUUUUUAAGCCAUAACUAUAGCAAUCUUGUGAGAAUGAUGGUGUUUUUCUUGUAUGAGAGCAAUACUGAAAAGGCUUGAAGCAAUGUUAUUGAUGUAAAUGGGGCCCCAGGAAUAGUGAUUUUCUAGAAAUCCCAAUUCCUUUUCCGCAUCAGAGACAUCUUGUCAAAGCCAGUGUGCAGAAUAAAAUGAAAGAGGAUACUGUACUGGUUAAGAUGAAAUUUUUUGCACAGGAUGUGUAUUUAUACAUUAUAUGCAUAUGGAAAUUGACAUUUAUUUACCAUAAUCACAUGGUAUCAAACAGUAGUUUAUGUUUAUUUGGAGGUUCACAGCAUUAACGCACAUCUUAGUUUGGAGCAUUAGAAAUGUCUACGUGAGAAACACACACCAGUCGACCUUUGUCUUAUAAUUGAAUGAUGGAUGAUGGAAGGUCGUGGUGAAAGCUGCUGCUGAGCUGAACAUUUGUUCGGGAGCUGAAACUCUGUCCACAGUUUGUCUCCAUUGUUCUGAAAAUGUUCCUGAUGGUGCACCGUUCUGUACUUUCUGUGCUGGCUGCAUGGUGCAGAGGGGACAGGAAGGAGGGGCGUGGCCUCCAUCUGACUGUGUUUGCAGGAUCAGAUUUGUGGCACUGCAGCACAGAGGAGGAGGAGGAGGAGGAGGGGGAGGAGGAGGAGAUGCUGUUUCAGCUCAGACUAUUGUUAUUAGAAGGAAAUAAAAUUAGGGAUGACUCAACACCACUCUCUCAUGUCCAAUAGUGACAUCACAUCUUUGAGUGUUUGCCAAUGUUGAUGUAAUUCAGAUUGUUUAAAGCCAGGGCGUCAAACUCAAUUACAGCGGGAGUCGAAAUCACAAACUGUAUCCAGGUCGAGGGUCACCGGGGUCACGUUUCGAUAUAUUACUGAACGCAAUGGAUCCUUUUCUUUUCAUAAAAUAAAAUGGAUUUAUCCAUGAAAUAGACCCAGAAGGGCUAAAUACUGGACAACUGUUUCAUAGUUACAGCACACAUACAUCAGUUGGAGGACUCACAAAAGAACAUAAAUGAAGAAGUGUGUUCAAUAUUAUGUGGUGAAUCAUUUAUAAAUCAUUUUCUCUUAAACUCAGCAGUAUAGUAAUGACCUGAUUCCCUCUGCUGUAUUUUCAGUAGAACAGCAGUCACAUGGAUCUUAGCCAAUAAUUUGCUGUUUGCUGUUUUACUAAAUGUUUAAAACCUCUGUUUAAAACCUCUGUGUCCACACGUCAUUUUGUUUAAUUCUUGUAUGGGUGAGGAAACUCACCCAUGACAAAGUGUGUCAAUGGAAGGGCAAGAAAGACAUAAGACAUUAUCUCAGAGGCUGACCAUUAAUGUGUGUUUUAAGUUCUUCACUUCUUCCCAUUUGUGCUGAGCAAAAAAAUAAAACAUACCUGUGUAACAAAUGCUCUGCUCACAUUAACAAUAAAUAAACAGGAUUUUUGCUUUUGUUUACA
Molecule: messenger RNA, 5468 nt
Organism: Solea senegalensis (Senegalese sole)
Lineage: Eukaryota; Metazoa; Chordata; Actinopteri; Pleuronectiformes; Soleidae
Product: metal transporter CNNM1-like
Exons: 10
Coding region: 192-2894 (900 amino acids)
Biological process (GO): magnesium ion homeostasis; transport
Cellular component (GO): plasma membrane
Molecular function (GO): transmembrane transporter activity
Source: RefSeq, a predicted model, not a curated record